Hemicordylus capensis (graceful crag lizard) is the source of this 2258-nucleotide messenger RNA. Its product is annotated as zinc finger BED domain-containing protein 4-like. The transcript is spliced from 2 exons. Bases 237 to 1874 code for a protein of 545 amino acids. The record is from RefSeq and is a predicted model, not a curated record. NCBI's taxonomy places the organism in Eukaryota, Metazoa, Chordata, Lepidosauria, Squamata, Cordylidae.
GGGGUAUUGGUCACUGAGGCCCAAAUCAAGACAGGGAGGACAGAGUGCCUGGCACCAGCAAAAAUGCUCCACACUGCCUUGUUGAGUGCUGCCUUAUGAAACAUCUCAGCCUUACCAUGGAGGAAUUCCAAUUUACAACCAUUAGAUGCUUCAGCAACUCUCUAGAAGAGGAACCCUAUCAGAAAGUUGCAAGUCUUACAACUGCAUGAUCUUUGGGAGCAAUCUCCUCCAUUUUUAUGGAACAUAUGAAACAGACAGCAGCCACAUGGUCCCACCAUCUUCAGAGGUGCAGCCAGAGGGCAGAGUCGUCCUUGCCAGAACUCACACUCCCAGAUGUGCUAAAUGUUCUCCCCGAAGAAGAAGAUUUAUUCUGUUCGAUCAGCCAACUAGAUGAAAUGUCCAGGCCACCCAUGCAUCCCGGAGCUGUGACACUCUCUGCCUCUAGUGCCACAAGCCAUCAUGGCAGUGCCAGAGGCCCAGUACUGCACUAUACAUCUGCAAGUGAAAGCAAUGCUACAUUCCUUGGACACCAAAGAGGCCAGAUUUUGCCCACAAGUGAGAAUGCAUCUGCAGCUGAGUUAGGCUUGGAACACCAAAUCAAUGGAGCAAUUGAGCAACUCCUGAAAAGGUCACUCUGCCCAGUUGUCCAUUUCACCAUUGAUGUCAGGGCCACUGGGCCAACCACAGGCUAUAUGUUUAUCAUGGCACACUUGGCUACGGACCGUGAUGGAGUUCUGCACAGGUGCCAGGCAGUGAUGGCUAUGUGUGAGGUUGAGCAGAGUAACUUGACUGAAAUCCUGUCCCACAAACUAAGAGAGGUGAAGGACAAAUGGCUCCGUCCCCUGCAGCUGGAGGUGGGGUAUGUGACUACAGCCACAAAGGGAGUGGAAAUGGUCGUGGCAGGUGCUUGUCUGGGAUGCAUUUUUCCCCCCGUCCACUGCAUAUACCUGCUGUUGAAAAGGGUGAUGGAAAAGGUGAAAGAUGAAGACGUCCACAUAGGACAGCUUUUCCAAGCCCUAUGCAAAAUCAGCAUUCAUUUUGAGCAAUCCCCAGGGGCUCACAACCGCCUACUAGAAAUACAGUUGCUGUGUGGUCUCCCCCAGGAACUUCUAAAAGAGAAGAUGCCAACGCCAUCAAAUAACCUCUUUCUCUUGAUGCACUUUCUACUUGCCCGGCAGAAUGCAUUCAGUGCUUAUCUAAUGGAGAACCCUGAACUCAACCUGACGUGUCAGCAAUGGAGGCUGCUGCAUCAUCUAGCCUGUCUCCUGAAGCCAUGUGAAGAUACCAUCACUACAAUCAGGAGGGAACAUGCUAACCUAGGCCAAGUCCUUCAUGAGCUCUGGUUGCUUGAGAGCACGAUAAAAGGAUGCUUCCAGCAGCUGCAGGAAGAGGCCGAUGCUGCUGCUGCUGCUGCUGCUGUUACUCUCUUUGCAACUGAGCUGCUGCAAUCUCUGGAAGGCCAUAGUAUUCUAGCUGUGGUAAGAGAAAACAUUCUGUACCAGACUGCAACCUUGCUUCAUCCAUACUUCAGGGACCACAUCUGCGAAUAUCUGAAGGGAGAUGUGCAUCUGCAAAGAUGGCAAUUGAAAAAGCAUUUGAUGCAACAGAUUAAGAAGGAAUACUUGAACUUCUCUAGUGCUUACGCAACUUCCUCUUUGACUGAGGUGGCAAGUCAAGAACUGGAAUCCUACCUGCAGGACAACAUAGACCUUGCUCUCUCACGUAUGGAUCCCUUGUUCUACUGGAACACAAGGAAGCACAUGUGGCCAUUUCUUUCUACAGUGGCAUUCCAGUAUUUCUCCUGCCUUCCUGCCCCUGUCUUUUUGGAGGAGGUACUUAGUAUUGAAGACUUGAUGAUAUCGGAAAGAUUUUGAGAGAGAAUUGCACUCAACAGACUGAACAGAAGCUGGAUAGCUGUGAGAUUCAGGGUCUCCAGUACUAGCACAGACACUGGAAGCCAAUCCAUGGCCUGAGGAGAAAGAGAUGACUGGUAACUAUUCAAAAAAUGUUGGGCUCGUGGAAGGACAUGACCCAAUUGGACACUGGCAUUAUUGGGACUUUGCGACACAUAGUGCUAAAAACUAUGACCGUCUUGCAUUGCUGCCUCUUUUAAAAACUACUCUGCAUGAAACAGAAUUGGGAUAUUGUAUUUAAAUUUACACCACACCACCUUUUACAGAUGUAAGGCUUAUUGACAGAUAAAAAUGUGUGCUUUGAAUGGAUCUGGUCUUUUUAAAUAAAGGUUACUGCAAUCUCAA